This is a messenger RNA of Etheostoma cragini (Arkansas darter), 819 nucleotides long. RefSeq names its product zinc finger protein 239-like. The record is from RefSeq and is a predicted model, not a curated record. The transcript has a single exon. The annotation marks the transcript as partial. NCBI's taxonomy places the organism in Eukaryota, Metazoa, Chordata, Actinopteri, Perciformes, Percidae. Gene Ontology annotation, cellular component: nucleus.
GAACGGAGAAGAAGAGGGGGACCUGGACAUCACAGCUGUCCAGACUGUGGCAAGUCCUUCACAAGAUCUGGACAUUUAGAGAAACAUCAGAGAGUUCACACUGGAGAGAAACCAUACAGGUGUAAACUGUGUGGGAAAACCUUUACUCAGAGUGGUCACUUGAAAUCCCACCAACGCAUUCACACUGGAGAGAAACCAUACAGCUGUGAUCUGUGUGGAGCAGCUUUCGCAAAGUCGUGUCAUCUUAAAGGCCACCGACGUGUUCACUCUGGAGAGAAGCCGUACUGGUGUGACCAAUGUGGGAAAACCUUUUCUGGGAGUAGUAGCCUUAAAGUCCACCAACGCAUUCACACUGGAGAUAAACCAUACAGCUGUGACCAAUGCGGGGCAGCUUUCAGACGUUUAGAAGGCUUGAAAUCCCACCGACGCAGUCACACUGGAGAGAAGCCGUACUGGUGUGAUCAAUGUGGGAAACUGUUUUCUGGGAGUAGUAGUCUUAAAAGACACCAACGCAUUCACAAUGGAGAGAAACUGUUCAGCUGUGAACAAUGUGGGGCAGCUUUCACAACGUUGAGUGAUCUUAAAGUCCACCACAUUGUUCACCCUGGAGAGAAGCCGUACUGGUGUGAACAUUGUGGGAAAACUUUUUCUCGGGGUAGUAACCUUAAAGUCCACCAACGCAUUCACACCGCCUCCUACUGAACAUUUUCUAAAGCCGAGCUGUUGUCAGAGUGGAGAGAGGGAACAAAUCCCAUGAGUCAAGACGCUGUUUACUACCCAGGUAACAAGAGAGAGCAGUCCCGGGCCUGAGGAGACCAG